AGAGCCUGUCUGAGCAAGACAGAGGACACGUCAAGUUCUUCAGGCUGAUGGUCAGUGUCCGUCAGCUUCUCCAGCACAGCCGUGUAUUUCCAUGCCAAACUCUGUGACGCACUCAGCUCCUUCUCCUGAUGACUGGAAGACUUUCAUUUAGAACGUCCAGCACUGCAGAGUGAAUGUAGAAGGACAUAUUAUAAUUAUCAAAGGCAGUAUUGGUGAUUACAACCGUCUGAUGAUGAAGUUGAAGACACGUGUAACUCUGUAUUAUUCCUCCAAACAGAAACAUGUCCUUUGGCCCACUGUCACGUGAACACUGUCACCGUGGCAACCAGCUCUCAACAACCUGCGGAGACUAGCUAGCUGUGCCGUUGAUACAAGCUGUAGUUAAGAUAAGUUACAGUUACUUUUAGAAAUGUCGCGGGCUCACGCGGAAAACGUGAUUAAAAACAUCAUCCGUGAGAUAGUGCAGGAGUGUGCGGUGAGGGGACAUGUCGUGUCGGACACUUUGGUUGCUUUCAUGGUGAAAGCUGUUGUUCUGGACCCAAGAAAUGGAUUCAAUGUUGAUCGCACACUGACCAAGCAAGAUGUCCAGAAACUUGAGGAGUUGUGUCUGGAUAAACUGAUGGAAAAGUGCAGCCCCUCCCUUGACACGAUCAAAAUGCAAGUGUAUUUUGAUGUAAAUUACGCUUCCCGACGCGAGUUUCUCGAGGAACUCCAGCGGGUGGUGGACUCCAGGCUAAGCCAAGUUAGCAGAGAUAUCACUGACAGCAGGGUGAAAACACGAGAGGAACUAGAUGCUCUGUACCGUAAAAUCAUCACAUACAUCGUGCUGCGCUCCUGCAUGGGUUCACCUACAGAUGACAAAACUCUGCAAGAGGCUACAGCUGCUCUGCAAAGUGUCUUUCCUCCGACUGAACUGGGAACCUUCAUGGUGCUUUCAAAGAAGGAGAAGGAGAAGCAGCUUAAUGAACUUACCAUGAUUGUAACAGGGAUCCGAAUCUUCAACAAAGCCAGCAGGAAGAGGGGGGAGGAAACUGACCUUCGUGAACUAAUGCCGGACGUUCUAAAUGAAAGUCUUCCAGUCAUCAGUAACAGUAUGGAGAAGGAGCUGAGUGCGUCACAGAGUUUGGCAUGGAAAUACACGGCUGUGCUGGAGAAGCUGACGGACUCUGACCAUCAGCCUGAAGAAAUUGACGUGUCCUCUGUCUUGCUCAGACAGGCUCUCUACAACAUCAGGCAGCACGAAGUAUUCCUCAAAAUGUUACAGGCUGAUGCAUGUCUGUGUGCCAAGCGUGUUGAAUUCCUGCAGACGGAGCUCACAUCACAGAUGAAGCUGCUGAAAGAAACCGUGCAGUCAAAGACAGCUGUACCCACUGCAAAUGUUUUUCCAUUGUUCAAAGCCCUGUCAGACGUGUGGUCUGGACUUCGGGAUGAGGCUGAGCUUCUGAGCAUCCUCAAUAACAUCAAGCUCAGUCUGCAGCCCCUCAUCACCUCUCAGGCCAAACAUUUUUCUGAAGCUUAUCUGGAUGACCUGCUGGAGGCGUCAGAGGUGAAGACAGAUGAACAGAGACUGACUGAGUCCUCAGAUGAGCGCAUUAUUCAAGCUGAGAUGAAGACACAGGAGUGGCUCCUGCCUGAAGCAACAUCUAGUUUUAAUGAUCUGUUGUUACAGUAUAAUGGAGUCUGUGGCUACACACUUGUGAACCGUGACGGGCUUCUUCUUCCAGGUAAUCCACACAUUGGAGUCAUGAUUCAUAAAGAGAAGCUUUAUGCUUUUAGCUCCAAAGAAGCAGCCUUGAAAUUUGCCUCUCGUCCAGACGACUUCAUUGCUGAGGUCGCAGAAAAAGCCAAGCUCUCUCCUGAGCUCUUUCAGCUUCUCAAACUCCACCAACAGCUCUCCUGUGUCAGUCCAUACUCUGAGAUGCAGCCAGGAGAGAGUUUGCUGGUGAAGGCCAUCACUAAGUGUGAGAGCAGCACGCAGACUGACCUACACCCAGUGGAGAUAAACAUAGUCAAGUCAUAUGAGUGGAAUGAGUGGGAACUGCGGAGAAAAGCUAUCAGACAGGCUAAUCUUCGUACCAAAGUGACGCACUCAGCACAGACUGAUCUGAGCCACAUGAGGCGGGAGAACGUCACUCAGACCUGGCUGCCCAAGGACGCCGCCUGUCAAAGCAAGAGAGACGGUGAGAGCAAUGUGCCCAGGCCUCAGGUCUACCUGGCAGGUCUGAGGGGACAAAGAGACGGACACAUGGUCAAAACUAACCUGACCAGAUCUGUGGAUGAAUAAUCAAGUGUCAUUCUUGACUCCACCCUCUCCUUCCAAUCCCACAUCAAAUCCAUCACGAAAUCCGGCUUCUUUCACCUCAAAAACCUCUCCAGACACCGGCCUUCACUCACCUACUCCUUGGCAGAAACCCUCAGCAUGCCUCCGUCACCUCAAUGGAGUCCUGUCCAGUGUACCAGACAAUGUUCUGAAAAGACUUGAGCGCUAGGCCUGUUAGCACAUCAUCCCGACCCCUCCACUGGCCGGGAGGCAGUGGAGGUGCCCGGCCGGUUUGCUGCAGCUCCUCUCCUGAUCGUCAGUCGCUCCGUCGCCCAUGGCCCGCUCGCUGUAGGCUGGCAUCACCCUCCACAAGAAGGUCUAUAGUGCGAUCUUUAUUGUAGUUAAUUAUUGUGAAUUCAAAUGUAAUUAGAAAUGGUCAGACAGUAGAGGUUUUCUGGAAAAUAUGAAAUAUUACAUUUCUAAGUCAUAUGUCAGAACAAGAUCAAGAUUGCGAUUAAAACAGUGAGUUAGUGUGGUUAUUAACAUGUUGAAUAAAACCACUGGAUUCUAUCAGUGAAUUAAAUGCAGAACUAAGGCUUUCAUUAGCAAUAUUGUGAUUUGCAACUAGGAUGUACGAGGGUUAGGAUGAGACUUUCCAAUGUACCUGUAGGUUGAGUGUUGAAUGAUAAGUCUGAUUUAAAGAUGGCUGUGACCCCUCCACCUCUGCCUGUGCUCGAGGACUGUGAGUUUAAUUUGGGUGGGGGGCUUUGCUUUAUUUAAACCCACAUAUUCAGCCAGGUUUCAGUCAAACAGAAUCAAUCAAAUUGGUGAUCCAUUAUCAGAUCAUCACAUGUAGACCUUUUGAGCUGAAUGACCUUCUAUUAAAUCUGCAACAUUUUAUCGUUAUAUUUUUGGUUCUAUAGUAUUUUUUUUCAUUUUCAUUAGCUUUGUAUGUAUUAGUUGUCUCCUGCUUACUUUUGAGUAUAUUGUGUAUCUGCAGCAAUCCUGAAGAGUGGCGGUAAUGAUUCAGUGCUCUAUGUUGUUCCUCCAUGGUGUAAUGGUCAGCACUCUGGACUAUGAAUUCAGUGAUCUGAGUACAGAUCUCAGUGGAACCUGAGAUUCACUUUAUGUAAACCCUUCUCAUCAGGGUGUCUCUCAUAUCUACAAUGUGGAAGGGGGUCUGUUGUAUUCAUAUGAACACAGAAAUGUGUAACAUUAACGUGAGAGAUAAUCUAACGUUAAAAGUUCUCUUUGGUUAUCACAUGUCUAUGUUUCCAGACCAUAGACCGGGGUCACCAAAAUAUUGUGACAUCUUCGUCUAUGGGAGAUAUUCGUGUUGAAUCCUCCCAAUAAGAUAGAUAAUUUAAAGGCGUUGACAUGCACAGCCGGUUAGUACGUACAGGCGACCUAGGCAAUUGCCUCCAACUUUGACAAGGGUGGCAAAAUGUGUGUUGCUGAGGAAUGUGUCAAUCACGCUGCAGCGACAGCCACCUCUUUCAGCUUCUCCCUUUAUUCUUUACCUUUAUUUAACAUUAUUUCAGACUCAUAGGUAGUUCCUCACACAGUAUUGCUUGUAACUUAUUACUUGCUGAUGCCGUUUUGACUCUUACUGCUGAAUUAUUGAAAAGGAUUAUCAUAUCUUAUCUUCGAACUGUUAAUUAUACAUUAAGUGAUAUUGAUACACAUACAGUCAGG
Molecule: messenger RNA, 3955 nt
Organism: Pleuronectes platessa (European plaice)
Lineage: Eukaryota; Metazoa; Chordata; Actinopteri; Pleuronectiformes; Pleuronectidae
Gene: cfap206
Product: cilia and flagella associated protein 206
Exons: 13
Coding region: 410-2284 (624 amino acids)
Biological process (GO): sperm axoneme assembly; regulation of flagellated sperm motility; regulation of cilium beat frequency
Cellular component (GO): ciliary basal body; axoneme
Source: RefSeq, a predicted model, not a curated record